Messenger RNA from Opisthocomus hoazin, 2259 nucleotides. The record is from RefSeq and is a predicted model, not a curated record. Lineage: Eukaryota; Metazoa; Chordata; Aves; Opisthocomiformes; Opisthocomidae.
GCAGGCUGUAUGUACCGAGUAGUUCAGACGACAGGACCAGAUGGAAAAAACCUUCUGAAAUUACUUCCAGUUUCUAAAUCUUCUGGAAGCUUUGUGCCAAUAGUUCAGUCUUCAGCCAUGCCAAAUAAUUCUAAAGCGAGUAUUUCUAGUCCAGUCCAUCUUACUUUUAAGACACAGCUUACCAAUACUACUGCACCUUCAUCUGUUAAAAUACCUGUUUUUCAGUCUCCUAAUCCUGGAAAGAUUAUUCUUACAAGGACAUCAGACAAACAGGAAAGUGCUAGGGGAGAUUCUGAAAAAGAAGUCUUAGUUCCCAAAUCAGCUGCUAACGUCCAGAGCAGCUGUGUUUCAGUUGAUAGACUGUCUUUGCAGAACAUUGCUGUAACAAGUUCAUCUAACCAGAGUAACACCGCAUACAUGUUGGUAAACACCACAAGUCUUCCAGCUGCUAUGAAGUCUUCAGUACUGCCCUCUGGCCACCACCUCCAGAUACCAGCUGAUGCAGAAGUGAAAUCUGUCCCAGCUUCUUUUUUGCCACCUGCAAUACAGCAAAAAAUACUUGCAGCUGCAGCGACUAAUGUGUCUGGAGGAGCUGAUGGUACAAAAAUGCCAACUGUUAUUUACGUGUCACCAGUGAACACAGUGAAAACAGUACUUCCCAAGCGUUUGCAAACCAUUUGCCCAAAACCUGCCCCAGAAGUUUCAAAAACAUUAAUAAUGACAGCUACACAAGAGGGAAAUUGUUCUUCUCCUGAGGCAGUAACAUCUGAUGGUCAGCAGUACCAGCAAACUCCGAUGAAAUGGAUUGUGCAAGAAACUCCACAGUCAUCAGCGCCUUGCCUUAUUCCUGUAAAGUCAUCAAAUAAUGUGGCUUCCAAGAUCUUGAAAACCUUGUCAGACAUGAAGAAUGUAGAAGCUAACUCUGCAAAUAUUUUACCUCUCUGUUCUAGUGGUCCUGGUGGAAGCCAAACAAAAAUCACAUCUAUUAAAGAUAAUGCUCUGGUCAUGUACAAUGGGAAAGUCUACUUGUUGACCAAAAGAGGCUCUGAUGUUCUGUCAGCCCAAGCUGACAAACAAGCAUCUUCCUCUUCUGAUGCUUCACUUAAAAAGGAGACAUCCAAGCUAAUUGAUUCUACUGCAGUCAAUAAAAUAACGAAUAAAGUAGUGAAUCUGGUAUUGUCAAAAAGCAAAGGAAUGGUGCUGUCUCAGAAGGAUCCAAAAACGGGUACAAACUCAAAAAAUUCUUCACCAACUGGCUUAAGAAAUGACUUAAAAUCUGCACCUGCAGUUCUGGUGACACCAAGUGCUAAUCAGCAUAAUUCCACUGUAAACCAGAGAAAGAGUUUGCCUUUCACCGGGAGCAUUUCAAAUGGAGUGACCCCUAUUACAGCAGUAGGGACACAGGAAAAUGUAUGCCAAAAUGGCAAAGAAUUUCUCCAAUAAACAUGCCCAUCUCAGUCUCUGCUAAAUUAGAGUAUGAUUGAUGGCACUCUCACUGUUUCUGUAUUUCAGAUCCAGUGUGAAAAGAUGGAUUCACCAGGAAAGGUGAUUCAAAUCAAACACCAAGAGAAGCCAUUUUGGAAACAAUACUUGGAAUUAAGGAAAAAAUUUGGUCUCUCUAAGCAGGAGAGGGUGUACCUUAAGAGAAUACCAUUAAGGGCCUCCUGUGAGAAACCAGAAGAAAGGGUUUGUUCCAGUAACAACUUGAAAAGGAAAAAUGAUUCUUGCAGUUCAUCAUCGUUAGAUGUGGAAAUAACAAAUCAACAUCAGGAAUGUAUUAAAGAGGAAAAGAUAAUUGUGGAUCUGGAAGAGGAUUUGACUAAGAAAAGAAAAAUAAAAUCCUUACCACUGUCAGACAGUGGAAAGAGAAGGAGAACUUCAGUCAAGUCAACCACAAGUUCAAGUUGGGAAGAUACUGGCUCAAGUUCCAGUGUAGUUAACAGAAGUGUUUCACCUCCACCAGUAUCAUUGCAGCAAAGUGUUUCCACAGACUUCGUUACGUCGCCUCUAGGGGGUGACUCUGAGCAAGACCCCUACUCUCAAUAUAGUGACAUUACAGACUCAAGUAUUCCAGUUUUAGUGUCUUGUGAAGAUGAUACUUCAGUUCCUGAAGAUUCUUUCAGAGAUGAUGCUUUCCCUUUGACUCCCCCAGACUUGGAUGAAACAAUACGGGAUGAAAAAAUAAACCGACUUAAACAGCUCUUAAGAGAACGAGAAGCGGCGCUUGAAGAGAUGCGUAGGAAAAUGCAGCAAAGCUGA